Messenger RNA from Syngnathus typhle (broad-nosed pipefish), 2576 nucleotides. It is a transcript of the gene cib2, whose product is annotated as calcium and integrin binding family member 2. The transcript is spliced from 10 exons. Gene Ontology annotation, molecular function: calcium ion binding. Lineage: Eukaryota; Metazoa; Chordata; Actinopteri; Syngnathiformes; Syngnathidae. The coding region runs from base 1334 to 1897 and encodes 187 amino acids. The record is from RefSeq and is a predicted model, not a curated record.
GCGAAGCGUUCAUAGUUUUUUUUUUUUUUUUUUAGUUUUUAAACUAUUUAAAGUGACUGAAUUGGGGGGGAAAGUAAUUGCUACCAAGGAGGAAACACGAGCAACCUCAUGACAACCUUUUUUUGACAGUUGACGUGGAGCGGCUAAUGCUAACGCAAACACCGCGUCUUCAACAAAGCUCCUUUGGCAACGAAAAGUCACCAAACAGUAUGGACUCCAAAUCAAACUCGCCCGAGUGCGACUUGAGCAGCACAGCCGUGAUCUUCUCCACUUCUGCCUCUGUGAGAAACAAACAGGGGACUGCAGCAGAUACAGUAACACAACACACACACACUAAUGCAACACAUCCACAUGCACAUCAAUUGUGAGUCAGCACUGCAGGAAGAGAACACUGCAAGCACUGAGUGUCCACUCAACUUAAAGAGGGGGCGAGUGGAUAAGUCAAGCCAUCAUCUGUAAAUAGCAUAUUUUCUCCAAAUGAGCCUGCCUCAUCUGGCAGCACACUUUAGUCCCUAUUUUCCAUUUAAAAGGCUGUAGGUUUACAGACUGAAUGAAGAUUAUGUCUGGACUGAGCUCCAUUUAGGCAGAAUUCUGAAGAACUCUUCAACAUGACUAUUUUAUGACCCCCCUCACUAAGAAUGCACUUUAAUCCUAAAAGGAUCAGCAGGUUAACUGAUCAUGUGACAGCUUCUAUUUUCAACCUCGGCAUUUUCAGUUCCCUUCACCGAAAACGGGUUCGAUGCUGCCAUGAUGGUGUGAAAUGCAACAAAUAAUGCCAACUUAAUCUACGUGCCAGUGUUUUGGUUCCGUUAUGAUUUGUUCCCAGUUCGAACCCGGAUAUAAAGUGUUUAGCAUUUAGCCUGAUGACUAGCAGUCAUUAAGUGCUAGCAUAUUUAAGCGGCUCGGUUAAACAGCACGGAGAGUGUCAUUCACGCGGAUCCAGAGUGGGAGGGUUAUUCAAAUCAAAAAUGCUAAUUGCUCUUCUGAGAAGAACACUCACCAAUGUUACGUAACCAACCGGGCAAUCUUGGAUGACAAUGACCGUCCUAAUCAGUCACCAAAGGAUCAGGAAAAAAAACUGGCUGCAACUUUGGAGAUGUGCAUCGGAAAUGUCGCUCGAGGCCGAAGUGCCUUCUUGCAAAUUCGAGACAAUUCGCCUCUACAUUUUGCAGCCAUGGCUCCCACGGUCACCGAUGACACUCCAUGAAAGAGAGACACUGCAGCAUCGCCGACGGAGACGCUCACUGCACGGCCCCUAAAUGUAUUGGACUGUGCAAAGGCUGUGGACCCUCUGUCUCGUCAAUGCAUAUAAGCCACAAAUGACUUGAUAAACAUGGGAAACAAGCAGACUAUUUUUACAGAUGAACAGCUUGAUGCCUACCAGGAUUGUACUUUUUUCACUCGCAAAGAAAUCUUACGGUUGCAUGGUCGAUACCACGAAUUGGCCCCUCAUCUUGUACCAAUGGACUACACAAAAGAUCCUGAUUGUAAAUUACCUUUAGCCUUGAUAGUCAACAUGCCAGAGUUAAAGGAAAAUCCAUUCCGUAACAGGAUUGUCGAGUCUUUCUCAGAGGAUGGGAUGGGGAAUCUCAGCUUCAAUGAAUUUGUGGAUAUGUUCUCGGUCCUCAGCGAAAUGGCUCCGCGGGAACUGAAGGCCAUAUACGCUUUCAAAAUAUACGAUUUCAAUGUGGAUAAUUACCUUUGUAAAGAGGACCUGGAAAAAACUCUGAACAAGCUGACAAAGGAGGAGUUGACUCCGGAGGAGGUGCAGCUGGUGUGCGAGAAGGCCAUCGAAGAGGCCGAUUUGGACGGAGACAAUAAACUCUCCUUUGCUGAUUUUGAAAAUAUGAUAUCAAGGGCUCCUGAUUUUUUAAGUACUUUCCACAUACGAAUCUGAGAGGGCUCCACGGUCAAGUCGAGCACAGUGCCUGUCCGUCCGCUACUCCGAAUCAUCCCGUCCGUCUUGUCCAGCUUCCGCUGCCCCUCGCCUCCGCGACGUGUGCCCGGGUAGAGCGCAACACACACACACACACUGGGGUGGAGUGGAAUUCUCAGGAUGCUGGAUGUCGUAACAGUCAUUCAAUCGCCACCGACGAAAGGGCUCGGCCCGGGUUGCUCCGUUGAAUGAACGAACGAACUCGAUGCAGACGGCAAGCGAUGGAUUUUGGGGGCCUUUACGGCCCAUCCGCUAAUGCAUAAAAAGUGAAUCUACCUACUGUAUAUUAUUGCACAUGACAUCCACCUCGCUCUCGGUCUUUCUAGAUAUCGCGUAUCUAUUGGAUGACUGUGCAGCAGAUCAGCGAGGGCAUCAACGAGCGACAGUAUAUGCACUAUUUGUAAAAAUGCAUGGUCCACUUCUGGCUCUUUUGCGGCGUAUCGCUUCUUUCAUGUUAUGCUCGUGGAACUGUAACAUAAUGACAAUCGUAUUUUAAUUUCCUCCAGCUGAUUGAAGGGCUAGCUUUCCAUAUUCUGCCUUGGCCAUUACCAUGAGGUGUUCCUUACAGCCCUUUUUUUGAAGAGACAUUUUUCAAGUUUUACAUGGAUUGCAUUAUUGGGAAUAAAUGUCUUCUCUGUCA